AUGUCACUGCGGGUGGCUUCGCUGCUGACCAUUGGUGCCGGCGCCCUGGGAUACUACGUCUACGAUCCCGUCGGAUGCCAGCACGCAGCAAUCGCGGUCCUGAGAUCCUACCGCACCGCUGCCUCGGUCAUCUCCAUCGUCUGGGACUACAAAUCGACGCUGUCCAAGGACAAGCAGCCCGAGGUUAUCGGCUGGGAUGCAUAUUCCGACCUCAAGUCGCAGGUCCACCAGCGCUCGGCCGAGAAGCUCCUAGCGCUGUGCCGGCUCCAGGGAGGCACCUACAUCAAACUGGGUCAACACAUCUCGGCUCUGGUCUUUCUGCUGCCGUCCGAGUACACCGAGACCAUGAAGCCAUUGCAGGACCAGUGCCCGCCAUCGUCCAUCGAGGAAAUCGACGCCAUGCUCAAGCAGGACCUGGGCUCCUCGAUUGCGGACCUCUUUGAGGAGUUUGACCCCAAGCCUCUCGGCGUGGCCUCGCUCGCCCAGGUCCACAAGGCCAGGCUCAGAUCCAACGGUCGCGAGGUGGCCGUCAAGCUGCAGCAUCCAUCGCUCGACGAGUUUGUCAACAUCGACAUCCAGGGCGUCGCUGGCAUCGUCAGUUGGAUCAAGUAUGCUUUCCCUGAGUUUGAAUUCGACUGGCUCGCGACAGAGAUGAAGCUGUCGCUGCCCAAGGAGCUCGACUUCAAGCAUGAAAUGGAAAACUCGGUCCAGGUCGCCAAGAACUUUGCAAACGAGCCCAUCCUCAUGAUCCCGGAGGUGUACUGGGCGAGCCGUCGGGUGCUCAUCAUGGAGUUCGCCCAGGGCUCCCGCAUCGACGAUCUCAAGUACAUGAACCAGCACAACAUCAACCCCGUGCGUGUGUCCGCGGCCCUGACCCGGCUGUACUCGGAAAUGAUAUUUAUGCACGGAUUUGUCCACUGCGAUCCUCAUCCCGGAAACCUCUUUGUGCGUCCAAAGUCUGCCACCCGGCGCACCUGGCUUUCGUUCUUUGCCCGAACCCCUCAUAAUCCUGAAAACUUUGAGAUCGUCCUGUUGGACCACGGUCUCUACCGCACCCUUUCCCGCGAAUUCCGACUCGACUAUGCCCAUCUUUGGGCGGCCUGCAUCCGAGGCGACGAGCACGCGAUCGAGGAGUAUUCGUACAAGAUCUUCACGAAGUACGACCGCCAUGUUACCGAGCGAGCCGACGGAGACAUCACCCACCACCGGCUGUUCGCCUCGAUGCUGACCGGACGCACCUGGGAUGUCAUCUCGGGCAGCGGGACUGGGCUAGCCACGGUGCGCACUCGCGGGGAGGUCAACCGCAUCCAAAACAACGCCAGCUCUGGCCGGUUCUACAUCGCCCUGGCCGAGAUUCUGGCCAAGCUUCCCAGAGAGAUGCUGCUGCUGCUCAAGACGAACGAUCUCUUGCGAUCCGUCGACGAGGCUCUCGGCGUGACGGGCUCGGAUCAGGAGCACAUGAUGCGCAUGGUCUCUGUCAUGGGCUGGUACUGCGCUCUCACCAUCCAUAUCAACACCGUUGCCGAGAUCUUGGCCGGAAGAGGCUGGGCGGCGGCUUCUGAAACGGAUCAGACCCCGCUGGCUCACGGCUUGACUCUGCAGUCACUCAGCAUGUGGGCGGAUCUCCUGAAGAGCCCACGCUACAUUGAUUCGCUAGCCAGCUUUUGGGCUGUCGGGUUCAAGAUGCUGCUGUUGGAUCUUCUGGUUGUUGUUCCCUUUUGGCACUAA
Molecule: messenger RNA, 1728 nt
Organism: Polychytrium aggregatum
Lineage: Eukaryota; Fungi; Chytridiomycota; Chytridiomycetes; Polychytriales
Product: ABC1 family-domain-containing protein
Exons: 7
Coding region: 1-1728 (575 amino acids)
Biological process (GO): lipid homeostasis; mitochondrion organization
Cellular component (GO): mitochondrial inner membrane
Source: RefSeq, a predicted model, not a curated record